AUGUCAUUAUUCGGCAGAAUAUUCUACCCAUCACCACGGGUUUCUCAAUUAGAUGCGUAUAUUCUAGAUAACGAGCUAUUUGAUUUGCUCAAGCAACAACUCUCCGACGUUUUUGCCCUCCACACAAGCAAAGUCUGGUCCUACAGUCAAAACCCAGAAUUAUGGUCGCUAGCGUUGAACUUAAUGAUAUUCAAGCUCACCACUUUGAAAACUGGCUCGUCUUACGGUUUGAAACUACAGAAUCUAAAACUUACAAACUCUAGAACAGGCAAGAUUAUUGGAAGUAAGUUGAGAUACGUUCUUCUUGCAGUCAUACUUGGGGAUUUUGCUUUCAAGAAGCUCGAGUCAUACCUCUAUUCCGUGGACGAACUGAUCAGGGAAACAAGACAGACUAUCUUAGGCAAACUCAAAGCGUUUUUAGUGCGCAACAAGGCCGUUAUCUUAGGCAGAGCCAAUGAGGCAGUGAAACUUCUUAAUUUAGCGAAUUUCUUAUUGUUUCUUGUACAAGGCAGGUUUCCCACCCUUAUCCACCGAAUUCUUGGUAUUUCACUCACACCGGUUGUUGCCGACUUGUUGAAGUUCAACGGUGACAACGUUAACUUCGAGUUUCAAAAUAGACAGUUGGUUUGGAACGUCAUGACAGAGUUUUUGGUGUUUACGCUACCUUUACUCCAGCUACGUAAAUGGAGAAAGGUUUUGCUGAGCAUUGCUCCGUUCAAGAAAAAUAAAAACGCCCUCCCAUCAAUUUCUGAAACACCAGUUGAGACCAAAUACUCCAACCUUCCAAGAUCCCAGUGCGCCAUGUGCAUUGGAUUUGCCCAGGCCAGUGGAAUAAAGGCUGCAUCUACGUAUGUGACAAAUCCUUGCAUCACCAAUUGUGGGCAUAUCUUUUGCUAUGUCUGUUUAAGUGUUCGGUUGAAUGCUAUAGAAAAUGGUAGUGACGAAGCCGAGGGCUGCCCUCGUUGCAGAAUGAAGCUCACGUCUUUCAGGUUGUACGGAUCUGAAAGUACCGAUAUUGAUGAGGACGCCAUAAUGGUUCCUUAUGAGGAGGUGGACACUGAGGACGAAAGCACCGGUGAUCAUGUAGUGAAACAGGAGAAAGACCUGCUUAGUGAUGAUGACGAAGAUGAGCCCAUCAAUGAGCUGAGUGAUGACUCCAGUGGCAUCGAUUUUAGUGAUAACGAAGAUCUUGAGGAAGAGUUGGACGAGUUUGAUGAUGAAGAUGAUGACCUCGAUGAUGCGAUGUUUCAAUAA
Candidozyma auris is the source of this 1254-nucleotide messenger RNA. It is a transcript of the gene PEX2, whose product is annotated as ubiquitin-protein ligase peroxin 2. Gene Ontology annotation, cellular component: peroxisomal membrane. Gene Ontology annotation, molecular function: zinc ion binding. Gene Ontology annotation, biological process: protein import into peroxisome matrix. Lineage: Eukaryota; Fungi; Ascomycota; Pichiomycetes; Serinales; Metschnikowiaceae. The transcript has a single exon. The record is from RefSeq and is a predicted model, not a curated record. Bases 1 to 1254 code for a protein of 417 amino acids.